GAGCCUUCGGUCCCUAAAAAGGUGGAUCGAACCGAAAUUGGAACUGUUGGUCAAUUUUGGUUAGGACCAAGUCCCAUCCUACUCGCGGAUCAAAGAUCCAUAUUUCAAGGAUCAAUUCAAUUUUUAGUUGUUGAAUAUACUUCAUAA
Ambispora gerdemannii is the source of this 147-nucleotide messenger RNA. Lineage: Eukaryota; Fungi; Glomeromycota; Glomeromycetes; Archaeosporales; Ambisporaceae. The record is from the annotation of a GenBank genome assembly.